Recurvomyces mirabilis is the source of this 1293-nucleotide messenger RNA. RefSeq lists its product as uncharacterized. The transcript has 2 exons. Gene Ontology annotation, cellular component: plasma membrane. The coding region runs from base 1 to 1293 and encodes 430 amino acids. The record is from RefSeq and is a predicted model, not a curated record. Lineage: Eukaryota; Fungi; Ascomycota; Dothideomycetes; Mycosphaerellales; Teratosphaeriaceae.
AUGGCUUGCAAAGGCAACGCUUCCGAGUACUGCGGCGGAGCUGGACGCAUGAAUCUUUACAGCUACAAUGGUGCCACUCCGGUGCAAGGACAAGCCGCUCCGGCCGCUACCAGUUCUGCUGCGUCUGUUCCGGUAAACAUUCCUGCCGGAUGGGCCACGCUCGGCUGCUACACUGACUCUGAUAAUCCUGCAAAAAGAGCUCUUGGUACAUUCUUCACCCAGCCUUCCGGUGGUAUGACAGCCGAGACUUGCAUCAAUUUGUGCUCAACCAAUGGAUAUACUAUUGCCGGUGUCGAGUACUCCACAGAGUGCUACUGUGAUACCGUGAUCAGGAACAACCAAGGUCUCGCUGCAGAUGGCAACACUGGCUGCAAUAUGGCUUGCUCAGGAAAUGCUGGCGAGACUUGUGGCGGUCCCAAUCGUCUCAAUGUCUAUGCUGUUGGUGGCGAUGCAUCCUACGCUGGCCAGCUGACGACCGACACAUGCCUGUCCACCUGCCAAGCAGCAGGGUAUCCUUACGCCGGGACUGAAUAUGGCGACGAAUGUCAUUGCGGCUCAUCAUUCGACAAUGGCGGUGGUGUAGCAUCCGAUGGCAAUGCCGGCUGCUCCUUCGCCUGCGCCGGCAAUAGCAGCGAGAUCUGUGGUGGCAGUCAGCGGCUCUCCAUGUACGAGUACAUCAACACGGAUGGGACUGUCUCGAGCACAGCCCCAGCAAGCUCUACCUCACCAGUAGCCAGCAGCCCUACCACGACAACAAAGUCCUCGCCUGUGACCACCAGCCUACCCUCUAGCUGGCAACACAGCGCUUGCUACGUCGAUCAGACCAACGGCCGUAUCCUGCCGCAGCAACUACCGGACUCUUCGAGCUUGACACCAGUAUCUUGCAUCAACACCUGCGCAGCUGCUGGCUACAGCGUCGCCGGGGUUGAGUACAGUAGCCAGUGCUUCUGCGGCAAUGCGAUCGUUAAUGGUGGCGCUCCUGCUUCUGAUAGCGUCGCGGCCUCCCAGUGCAAUAUGGCCUGCUCCGGCGACUCUACUGAAUCAUGUGGCGGUCCAGGCCUGAUGGAUCUCUACUACACUGGGACUUUGACUACCCAGGCUGCGGCUGCUGCUCAGACCAGCGGACUCCCGAGUACGUGGCAGUAUGCCGGGUGUUUGUCCGACAACGUCAACUCUCGCAGCCUACCUGUUCAGAUCAACGUCGCCAACAAUGACGCCACCACUUGUCUCAAUGCUUGUGCUGUACAGAGCUAUUCUGUCGCUGGCCUUGAGUAUGGUAACCAGUGCUUGUAA